Messenger RNA from Cladocopium goreaui, 273 nucleotides. Lineage: Eukaryota; Dinophyceae; Suessiales; Symbiodiniaceae. The record is from the annotation of a GenBank genome assembly.
AUGCCUGAAGAGGAGAAUCUUGGCGGCAAGAGGAAGCCGCAGACCAAAGAGACCCCAGAGGAGAAGCCCAAAGAAUCCGGUGGUUUGCUGGAUGAAGAGGAUGAAUUUGAAGAGUUUGAGGAGCCAGACUGGGAGACACCAGCGCCUGGUACAUCCGAAGCAAAACAGUGGGAAGAAGACUGGGAUGAUGCUGGUUGGGAUGAUGAAGAUCAGGACGACUCCUUCCAGAAACGCUUGAAGGAGGAGCUGGAUAAGAUGGAUGUGAAGAAGUGA